GGUUAGUUAAAUAGUUAUUUUUGAUAUUUCAGAUGCUACUAUGUGUAAACCCAAUUCACAAUUCCGAAUAGAUUGUGAUAUUUGUCAAUGCAGUUCAGACGGAACCGAAUACAGUUGUUCAAAUAGAAAUUGUGACGAUGAUGACACUUCGGACGUUGAUGUUUUCAAUUUUAAAGGUCGUUUGAGAAAUCCUAGGAUACCGAUACCGUACUUCAGAGAAAAUGACAUUCGCAAUUCUGCAGAAUCAGUUGACGAUAUUGAUCUUAGAUACGACGACGAUGAUGAUCAUAGUUUAAAUAUUAAUGACGACGUACCACCUAAAGAUGACGAUUUUCUAAUAAACGACGAAGAAAUACGAUGAAUACGAUCACCAUUUCACAGUAAAUCUGCUGUUGAAGGAAGCAGUUUUCUUAAAAAUGUUUUGCAGGAAUGUUUAUCAGUCUUUUGUUUUAUGAUUAGUUUUCUGAAAAUAACAUACCUAACGAUGGAUAAACUAUUUUAUAUUUUUCUACUAGUAUCAACAAUCGUGCGUAUAUGAACAAAUAUUUUAGCUAUUAAUACAAAAUAAUAUAAAAGAAACACAAUAUUACAGUUUAUUAUUGUAU
Messenger RNA from Agrilus planipennis (emerald ash borer), 605 nucleotides. RefSeq lists its product as uncharacterized. Bases 41 to 361 code for a protein of 106 amino acids. The record is from RefSeq and is a predicted model, not a curated record. The transcript is spliced from 2 exons. Lineage: Eukaryota; Metazoa; Arthropoda; Insecta; Coleoptera; Buprestidae. Gene Ontology annotation, molecular function: peptidase inhibitor activity.